UUCUUCCACUUCCACACCAUUCAUGUGAUGAUGCUUCUUCUCCACCACCACCACCCAGCUCGGCCUGCAGCCUCCAUCUCCAUUCCAUGAAUAUUUGAUUGAUUGAUUCGUCAGGGAGAGUUGCCAAUGCGGGCCGAUUCACCACCGCCGCCGGAGAAGCGGCGGCUGGCUCUCGCCGACGUCACCAACAUCUUCCCCGGCACCCCCACUAGCCCUACCACCACCCGGCCUCCACCAUUGCCCGUAUCCAAGCCUUCCUUCUCCUCCUCCACCAUUUCUGCUCAAUCCGCAACGGGUGAGGGUGCUAGCUCCAGCUUGCUUAACUCUCCCAUAUCAACUGUCUACACAAGGAGGCGUAAGCGCAAGACCAGCAGCAAGUGGGCCAACCGAAACAAACCCUUCCCUGCUGGAACUGCGAGUUGUCCCCCUCCUUCAAAACGUACCAACAGGAAAACCUCAGUGGAUCAGGAUACUCGGCCUAUUUCAUCCUCGGCUUCUUGUCAUAAAGCAAAAAAGGGAUGUACAGGAUGCAAUGAUUCAUUACGCCUACGAUCUAUAGCUCAUAUUGAUCCGAAACCUUGUCGUGCAGUAUCAUGGACCCAGUAAAAGUUUUUAUCUGUAACAAGACAUGUGUUGAAUUUUUCUAAUCUAUUCUGCAAUGCUUAUGUGAUCAACUGCCUAUUCAGAAUUAUCAAAUAAAUAUUUGAAACUGCAUUAGUAUGCUUUAUCCAGACAUGU
Oryza brachyantha (malo sina) is the source of this 738-nucleotide messenger RNA. RefSeq lists its product as uncharacterized. The record is from RefSeq and is a predicted model, not a curated record. Lineage: Eukaryota; Viridiplantae; Streptophyta; Magnoliopsida; Poales; Poaceae. The transcript is spliced from 3 exons. Bases 127 to 606 code for a protein of 159 amino acids.